Messenger RNA from Penicillium maclennaniae, 2061 nucleotides. RefSeq lists its product as uncharacterized. Gene Ontology annotation, biological process: nuclear envelope organization. Gene Ontology annotation, cellular component: meiotic nuclear membrane microtubule tethering complex; nuclear envelope. The record is from RefSeq and is a predicted model, not a curated record. The coding region runs from base 1 to 2061 and encodes 686 amino acids. The transcript is spliced from 2 exons. Lineage: Eukaryota; Fungi; Ascomycota; Eurotiomycetes; Eurotiales; Aspergillaceae. Gene Ontology annotation, molecular function: protein-membrane adaptor activity.
AUGCCUCGCAAAGCCGCGAGCAAACUCAGUAAGGGGUAUUCUUAUGCCUCUUCUGGAGACGAGUUCGAGACAUUACUUGGUAACUCCCCAGGUGUAGCCUUACCUGCUGUUCCAAUCGCAAACUCUUGGAAUUAUGGGGCCCAAACAACAUCUGCUUUGCCCACGCAGACUCCAGUGGAUCCAAACAUCAGUCCGGCCCACAUCGCCAAAAAGAUUGAGGCAGGUAUCCAGAUUGCACAGAGACGAGAUUCGCCAAGUCAACAAAGAAGAAAUCCCGAAAGGCGGACUCGGCGAAAAAGGGAGCCAACCCCCGAUCAAGCUCAGCUCCAGCAGGAUCUUGACGGUUUCGCAUCACCUACUCCUUCGCCUCCUGUCCGAAAUUCAGUAUCUACAGACUCAAGUUCUGGAGAGGAACCUCCACGUCAACGUCGCUUGUCAGUCAUGUCGAACGAGCCAUUGAGUAGCCCGGAUCGGGAAAGUUCGGUUGACAAUGUAUCUGAAUUGUCAUGGGAUCUGGAGCGUGAUAUCCACGGGGAUGAUCUGCAACGAACACGGCCAAGCAAAUACCGUGGUGAACGCCACGGCAAGAACAUCACUAAGCCUCCUCGUCGUCCUUCUGGACUUGGCCUGGCCAUGACCCAGGAAACAAUUGAAGAGGAGGAAGAGCCUUCCUCGGAGGAGGAAGAUGCAGCAGAAUCAGAUGCAGGAAAGGACGAUGAAGAGGACAAGAAAGCCGAAGCAGUCGAGGAGGUUGCCGUGGAACAAGAGGCUGAGCCCGUUACCAGCUCGUGGACCGCACCCGUGCGGACGAUUAUUCCAUCAAUGUUCCGACGCUCUCAAUCUGCUGAAGCCGGGUUUGAGAUGAAUUCACCCCAGCCGCCCAAGGACAGUCUUUCUCGACAAUGGUUCCCAUCAAUCAGACCGACGAGUCGCGAUGGCCAGCCCCAUACCUCAAUGCCAAAGCCGAAUCGUACCAACUGGAUCAGAGCUGGUCUCAUCUUGUUGCUCUCGCUGGCUCUUGCAUUUGCAUUACAAGGGGGUCUUUGGGCUGCGCUUCCACAUGACAAGAUGUCGAAACUGCGCUGGCCUAUUCCUUUCCGCCAACCCCGAAUCAAUCUACCUCCAAAUAUCACCGAAUCCGAAAUAUUCCACGGUUUCACAGACCAGGUUUCAAAGAUGAACUCUCAAAUGUCAUCCAUGUCUCGCGAGCUCAGCAGUGUUCUGGCAGAGAAUGCCAACGCCCCCCGUCCUACCGACAUUCAUGUCCCAGUCGUCGUGGGCCCGCGGCAUCCACCCAGAAUCAACUUCCUGUCCCCAGCCAUGGGAGCGAUAGUCGACCCAGCCAACACCGCCCCCACCGCAAGCGAAAACCAUCCGUCCUACUUUAAGCGUGUGGUGAUGAGAAUGUUCCGGCUCGGGGCCAACUUUGGGCGAGGUCCUCUUCCUCCCGUGGCUGCUCUUUCACCAUGGGAAGAAACAGGAGAUUGCUGGUGCAGUACACCCCGUGAAGGAGUUACCCAGCUCGCGGUCCUACUUGGCCGUGACAUCGUCCCUGAAGAGGUAAUUGUCGAACACGUCCCCGCCGGCACUACCCUCCAUCCAGACUCAGCUCCUAAGGAAAUCGAAAUGUGGGCGCGCUUCCGCGUCAUUCCUCUAGACCAAGAAGAUAACAAUAAUACCGAGCAAUCUUGGUGGCCGUGGUCUUCAAAGAAAAAAAUUCGGUCCGCGGAGCCCCCAUCCGCCCGAGAAGCAGGACUCGGUGGCUAUAAUAUUCCGGGCGAGAAAUCGCUGCAUGAUGUGCUCAUGAGCUCCCUUCGCAUCUCCAACGCCUUUGAACCCGAAAGCAGCUACUCAGACGACCCUGUCCUCGGCGCGAACUUCUACCGCAUUGGGAAGAUGGAGUAUGAUAUUCACCGCGAGAACAAUAUCCAGCGGUUCGCGCUUAACGCCAUCGUUGAUAUUCCGACUGUCCGGGUGGACAAGGUGGUCUUCCGAGUCAAAUCGAAUUGGGGCUCGGAUAUUACUUGUAUCUAUCGCAUUCGGCUGCAUGGACAUCUUUGA